AUUUAGAUGUGGACGUUUUAACAGAUCAAUAUAUUUUGUCAUUGGCAACCUUUGUGGGGUGAACCUUUACAAAUAAUUGAUAGCUAUAAUUGGAGAUGAUAAUUAUACAUAGAAAGUAAAAAGGAAUAAGUUAGAUAUCAGUACGGAAGUAAAAGAGAAAUUUGAAAACUUAUGAAAUGGGAAUAAGUGUAAAUGUGUAAAUUAUCAUGUUAAAAUGAUUGUGAAACGAAAUUGGGGGAAUAGAUCAGUUUAGAUAACGCAUUUGAAUAAAAUUUCUACAAAAUGGCUACUGGUAAACAAAUAGAUACGGAUAUUCUUUCCGAUGAAAUAUUUGAUGUAUUAUGUUCAAUGUGUAAAAAUAAAGGGAAAAACACUGAAGGUGAAAAAUUCUGUGUAGACUGUAAGGAUUAUUUCUGUAUAACUUGUGUUCAAGUACAUGGUCAAGUGCCUCUGUGUGCUAGUCACAAGGUGCUGGAUAAAUCACAGGUCAAGUCAGGAACCAGCAAAGGUCUGCCGAGGGCACCAACAGAGAGAUGUGACAGACACAGUCAUAAACACAUUGAUAUGUACUGUCAGAACCAUGAUAAUGUUGGCUGUUCUACAUGUAUGGCAGUUGAUCACAGAUUUUGCAAGGAUACAUUCUACAUACCAGAGUUUAUCCAAAAAAAUACAAACCAAGUUGAAUCCAGACAAAUUCAAACAAAACUCAAGGAAAUAGCCAAGACCCUUGCCAAACAAGCUGAUAGAUUUAAACAGGAUAAACAAAGACUGUUGAAGAGGAAAGCAGAACUACUGGCUGAUAUUAGAAAAUUCCGACAAGAAAUCAAUGAUCAUCUUGACAAGCUGGAGAAAUGUUCUUUAGAUGAGAUAGAAGAUAAAGUUAAAAGUCUUGAAGACAGGAUUGAAGAUAGUCUCAAACAGCUACAAGCAAACAAGUCCAGGGUUACAUCAGCUAAUGAUAAAUUAGCAUCUUCAAUCACAAAUCAAUCUGAAGUGUUUGUUUAUGUUAAGAUGGCAGAGGAUGCUGCAAAUGUUGCCAACAAAUAUAUAGAAGAUGCAAAAUUUAAUAGUACUGUGGAAGGCAUAGAUUUGCAACCUGAUAGAACAAUUCUUACACAACUACAACAAAAGAAAACCCUAGGCAUACUUUCAGAGAAAAUUACAAAGACUGCUGUCACUUUAUUUCAGAUUAAAGGAAAUCAAUCAUAUAAUGUACAAGUUAAGUCUGAUAAAAUAAUUUGUAAUAUCCACAGUGUCAGCUGUAUGGAAGAUGGUACAAUAAUUCUAGCUGAUUACAACAACAACAAGCUUAAACGGUUACACAGUUACAACUAUACUGUAACUGACGAUUGUGAUCUACCUUCAGAGCCACAUCAAGUAUGUAUGAUAAAUAACACACAAGUGGCAGUAACUGUACCAUCAAAAAAGGAAGUUCAUUUCAUUUCUCUAGAAAGACAAAUGAAAACAACAAACAAGAUUAAAACUGAUUUUAAAUGUUAUGGACUUGCAUAUGCAAACAAGAAUUUAUAUAUUUCAGAUGACACAUCAGUAUAUAUGUAUACAUUGUCUGGUAGGAAACUUAAACAGUUCAGUAAGGAUCAAUCAGGACAUAAACUAUUCUCUGACAUAUGCAGAAUAGCUGUUAGUCAGGAUGCUACAAGGAUUUAUGUUGCUGACUAUUGUAAUGGACUGAUAGUACUGGACAACAAUGGUCAGGUUAUUACAUCAUUUAAUGAUGGACAAUUACAGGGGUCGAACUGUUGUUACCUCACUGAAGCAGGAAAUGUGCUGGUAUCUGGAUAUCUCUCCAAUAAUGUUUUACAGUUUACAUAUGAGGGUGAGCUGAUAGGAGAGGUUAUAAAAGCUGAUAAAAGAAAGCGGGGAAUUAAGUCAGUCUGUUGUAAUCAACAAAUGACUAAGAUAUAUAUAGGAAGACCGGCAGAUGAAAUUGAAGUGUAUGAUAUCUGAAUAAAAUUUUUAAAGAACAUCCUGAUUCAUAUGUAAAAUUCAAUAUUCGAAAAUAAAUGUCAAAAGAAUAAAUAAAUUGAAUAUGAGAAGUAUAUAAAUAUGUUCAAUAUGUAAUGCUACUCAAAGUUUAAUUCAUUGUGAGAAUACAUUAAUUAUUUUGUGAAAACUGAAAUUGAUUUAUCAUAAACAUUAUAU
Molecule: messenger RNA, 2163 nt
Organism: Ruditapes philippinarum (Manila clam)
Lineage: Eukaryota; Metazoa; Mollusca; Bivalvia; Venerida; Veneridae
Exons: 2
Coding region: 283-1968 (561 amino acids)
Biological process (GO): positive regulation of DNA-templated transcription
Cellular component (GO): nucleoplasm; chromatin
Molecular function (GO): ubiquitin-protein transferase activity; zinc ion binding
Source: RefSeq, a predicted model, not a curated record